AAAUGAGAAAGUUUCUCGUUAUUAUGAGAUACUAAGUCGUAAUAAUGAGAAAAUUUCUCGUUAUUAUGACUUAUUUUUUUUCUUUUUGUGGCGGAAACGGGCUUCAAUACGUAGACCUUUUUAUCGGUUUCGGUUUCAGUACACUUUCUGUUUCUCCCCUGCACCCAUCACCUUGACACAGAUUUACUGGUUUUUAACUCGGAUAGAAUUGUACAUAACUGAUCGUCGCUACACGACAAACAGAAAACAUUUUACCCUUGUGGAAGUACUUGAAAAAUAUAUAAAAAAUGGGAAACACACCAUCAGAAAGUAACAUGGGCGACCGGCUGAGAUGCUGUAAGUGUAACAAAGUCCUGCCUCCAUGCAAAUCCUUCUCAGAUUAUUACCAAAGUACUAUUCACGGGCGGCAUGUAUAUGUCUUCAAUGGAGGAGAAUACUACAGACCAGUUGGCCACCAUAAUGCAUAUGAGUGUGAAGAUUGCUUUAAUAAGCCAAUCAGAGAUCAAGAGAAUAUGAGGAAAGAGGAGGAGAGAAGAAGAGAAGAGGAGAGGAGGAGAGAGGAGGAGAGAAAGAGAGAGGAGCAGAGGAAGAGAGAGGAGGAUCGAAAGAUGAAAGAAGAACAGCAAAGGGCAAAAGAGGCUGAAGAGAAGAAGAGACUAGAAGAGCUGAAUCAAAGGCUUGAAGAAUCACACCAGGAAGCGCAAGAACAGUAUGAGAAACAAAUGAGGAGGAACAUUUCAAAAGAACAGAAGUCCAAGCUAGAUGUUCUAAUAAGUCAUCUGGAUGAGUUUGAGGCAAACUAUGAAUCAUGCAGUGACAGUGAUGAGCUUUUAGCAAGCAUCUCAUCAAAAUGCAGCAUCCCACUUCCAAACCUCCAUCUCACUCAGCUGACUGCUGAUCAGCUGGGUAACAUCCUGUCAGCCCUGGACAAACUCCUCUUUGAUGAUUGGAUCAGUGCUCCUCCAUCCCGUAGCACUCUGCAGCACGCUGAAGUGCUCAUCACGGAACUGACUUUGGAGAUAUCUGAUGGACUUUCUCUGCAAAGCAUCUCCAAUCAGUUGCACUCCCUGGUGGAGGUCAUCAGCCAAUCAGCAUGCAAUGCUUUCGAGGGUCUUCUGUUGACUCAAGCCCUAUACCUGAACCUGAUGCACUUCUUCACUGACCAUGGCAGCUAUGAUACUGAUGCAGCUCUCAUAGCCAAAAGAUGGGCUGAGGAGGACCUGUCCACUGAAGAUCUCUUUCUUAUAGAAUUCCUUGGCAUCCUCACGUCAUCACUACAGAAUGUGGUUGGAAGAGUCUCUGUAUUGAUUUUAAAGAUGGAAAUCCAGUGCUUGAAGCUUCUCCUAUUCAGACUCACACAUCUAAAUGGCAAGAAAAGCCACUCAGAAUUCAGUGAAAUGCUCCUCAGACUUGUACAAAGGAACCAAUGGACCCCAGCAGAGGCUGUGACUCUGCUCAAAGCACUGUCUCAGAAAUAUGCAGAGGACACUCCAAUAACGAAAGUGCUCAUGUUGGUGCAACUGUAUGACAUAUCACCAGAGUGGAGGGAUGACUCCGGAAACUCUUUAAUCCAGGCUCUGGGCUUCAUUGGCCCUGAGAGAUUCCAAAUUGAUUUCCAAAAGACUCUCAGAAAGCAAGAUGAGAGCAGUCUAGAUUCAGCUGUAGCAGAAUUAAAAACGUCCGAGAAUUUGGAUGAUUCUGUCAUUGAUAUAAUAAAAAAUAUUACCACUGGUGUCCUACAAUAUUCUGAAAAUCCCCCAAAAGAUGAACCAUUUACGAAAGAUUCCUUUAAAUGUGCAAACCUGAGUGUAGAUAACAUCCAGAGCUUUCUGUCUCAGCUUUGCAAAGCAGUUUUUGACACAAAAGGCUGGUGGCCCACAGUGCAGCAGAUGCUGAGGUGGUGUGUGUUGGUGCUGACUGAGAAGAGCAGAUCACCAGAAUUGGUUGGUGUAGAAGACGACCCCUGUGUUACAGCCAUGUUUGCAGCCACCCAGGUCUGCAUGGGAAACAAGCUGGACAUUGUGCUAAGCUCUGAAGUUCACUCACACGAGCAAACCAAGGAGUGGUCUGACUUCUUCAAGCACCUUGGAAUUUCUCUUGUCACAAACAAAAAGAAAAUGGACGCAUCACAGUGGGAUGUCUAUGAAGCAGACAUUGUGUACGGUACCAUGGAUGACUUUGUCUCUGAUUACUUUCAGUAUGGUGCAGAGGUGAUGGUAACUGGGAAGCCUCACCUUAGCCGAGGAUUUAUCAUUGAAGAAAGAAGUCUUGCUGCUUCACAUAAUCUGGAACUUUCAAAGCUGAAGGAAAAUGAUGCCCUAGUGUUUGCUGCAGAGACCCUGCAAAGCCUCAUUGAUCAUUUUCACAAUGAAGAUAUGGAACUGAGACACAGAUUUAUUAAGGCUCUUUUUCAGGUGCUCCACAUGAGUCUAAAUUGCACAGAUGCUGACAAGAAAAUCAUAACCAUCUCACAAAAACUUACAGGAAAGGAACUGCCUUCUAACGAGGCCUAUAUACUAACCAUUCUUGAGAAUCUUCUUACCGUAUUUACUGUAGAAAGAGAAAGUAACACAGCAUUGCAGGUAGGCAAAUUGUGUUUCAAGAGUUUAUUUACCUGUGCAGAGCAAAUCCAAGCCUCAAACGAACAAACCAAAGAACUCUUCCAGAUGGUGUCAAAUCUUGUAGAACAACAACUUUGGUCACCAGUACAAGCCUUAAGCCUUCUUGUAGCAUUAACUGACCACUACCACGAUGAAGACUGUAAAUCUAUCAUGAAGAUUUUACAUCUGAUGGAAACAUAUCAGGUGUCUUCUGAGUGGACAGAUGAGAAGAACCAGUCCCUCCUUGUGCUUUGUAACUCACCUGAAACUGAGAAUCUGAUCCAGCAUUUAGAUAAGAGCUUCAGAAAUGAGAAGGAAAAAAACCUUGACAGUCUUUUUGAUGAAGUACGGCAAAUGAAAAACAUUGAUGAACAAACACUUGAGAAAUCAUACUCUAUAGUGAAGACUGUUAAAGACCUGAUUGAAUCUGGUGAGAUUGAAAACCAUAGAGAUGUGCAGAAAGCUAGGAGUUUGAGUCAUAGCACAGACACGGAAGACCUUCAAGAGAUUCUGGCAGUCUUAUGCAAUGCUGUACGCCUGUGCAAUGUUAAAGGGAAGUGGUGGCCCAGAACCACUCAAAUGAUAAGCUGGUGCCUCUUGGCCUUGUCUGACACUGGAAAGCUCCUGGAGAUGGGAACUGGAGAAGGGAAGUCUUGUGUCAUAGCAAUGUUUGCAGUGCUGCGUGCACUUAGGGGUGAAAAAGUAGAUGUGGUGUCCAGCUCUUCUGUGUUAUGUCAAAGAGAUGCAAAAGAAUGGGCCAACUUCUACUCACACUUUGGCAUCACAGCUGACACAAACACAAAUAAAACUGAAGAUAAAGAUAGAAAAAUAUGUUACCAGAAGGACGUGAUCUAUGGAACAAUUGAAACCUUCGCUGCAGAUCACCUUCGUCAGAUAUUUGAGAUGAAAGGUGUGAGGACGAAUCGCAGCUAUCAGUGCAUCAUAAUCGAUGAAGUGGACUCACUGCUGCUAGAUCAGGGAGUGCAGCUGACCUACCUGUCCAGUCCCAUGGUCUCCAUGCAGCACCUCAACACUGUUCUGGCCAUGAUCUGGGCCCAUGUCAGGCAGUAUGGCUUCCUGUCAACGGGACACCGUACUUUCAUACAGGGUCCCCCUGCUUCAUUCUUCAAAGCCAUAUUUGACUCAAUUGACACAGAUGGAACUGAAAUUAAUGACCCUAUGGAUAUUUUACGUAUUGCUGAAGAAUCAGAGGUAGUGCCAAAAGGAUUUACAGAGGAUAUCUACAAUAGUGAAAAAGAAGAACUUCUCAGCAAACUGAAAACUGUUAGUCAGGAUGCAGUGGUAGAUUUUUUCCAAAACCUUGAGCACUAUAUCCCCUAUGAUUUUAUUGUGUACACUUUAGAUGACAAUGGAUUGCUCUGUCUUAGAAAGUCCAGCACAUACAACAACCAGGAUGUUCCAAACCUCAUAUUUCUUGUUUUGGAGGAUGGCUUGUGUUGUUCACUCUAUGAUUCUGAAGAAGUUCUAAUUGAGCCCAUUGCACAAUUGAUCUCGGAGAACAUUCAGUACAGCCCAUAUGACGACACUGAAGACAAUAAAGGCAAAAUCAACGUCCCUAGAUUCCUGAAAAAUCUGAUAGAGAAGAAAGUGUCAGUGUGGGUUCAGAAUGCCUUUAUAGCAACGAGACUGAGGGAAGGACGAGAAUAUGUUGUAGAAAACGACAGUGUCUGUCCAGUGGAUUUCAGAUCCACCGGUAUUGUAGAACUGAAUAAGAAAUGGGGAGAUGGUCUACAGCAAUUUAUUGAAAUUAAACACCAAAUCAAACUCAGCACGAUUUCAACAGUGACAAACUACAUUUCUAACAUUUCCCUUUUUGAAAAAUACCAUGGGAAAAUAUAUGGAACGACAGGGACACUUGGGAGUGAAACAGACAUACUGUUUUUGCAGGACCUAUAUCCAGAUCUCUCAGCCUGCAAAAUGCCGACUUACAACCGGAAGAAAUUAUUUGAGGUCAAAGGUACUGUGAAGACUUCAGCUGAAGAGUGGAAAUCUGUGAUAAAACAGGAGGUCAUGGCUCAGAUUAGCCAAAAUUCAUACAGAGGUGGAAGAGCAGCCCUGGUGAUCUGUGAAACUAUCAACAGAGCCAAAGAGAUCUAUGAAGAGCUGAAGAGCAUCAUCCCAGGUGAGAUCAUUCUCUACUGCCGCAGUGACAAAGACAGCUUGAGCAAAAUAGACAAGGACCUGGAACCUGGUGAUGUCAUUGUUGCCACAAACCUUGCUGGUCGUGGAACAGACAUAAAAGUCUCCCAACAGGUGAACAAUAGUGGUGGAUUAUUUGUGAUCCUCUCUUUCCUUUCUGAGAACUCAAGAGUGGAACUCCAGGCAUUUGGCCGAAGUGCACGCAAAGGUAAACCUGGAUCUGCUCAGGUUAUCAUGACCACUGACCAUCUGCAGGAGUCCUUCAGGAGAGUGUCUUCUCUGGAGGAGGCAAAGAAGACAAGGGACAGACUUGCAGCAGAAAGGCUAAAUGUCAUCAUGAAUGAUGUCACAGAGAUGAAACUGCGGGAGGACCUGUUUUCAGAGUAUUGCAAAACCCUUCAGGAUAUUCACAGCAUCACAGAUCCAGGUGAAAAAAAAGCUGUGGUCGCCAUCAUGAAUGAGUUCUGGGGGAUUUGGUUACAAACUAAAUCAGAAGAAAUUGACCAGCUGAAAAGGAGUGAACUGGAAAACAGCCUGAAGGCUGAUUUGUCUGAGGCGAAAAGUCAGUCUCAAAGCCAGACUUCACCGUGUUCUAGCAUUUACCACUAUAUCAAGUUUGGGAAUAUCGCACUGGAUAAAAAAAAAUGGGAUAUCAGCAACAAGCUAUUUGAAAAAGCCAUGAAGCAAGAUGAAAGUUGGGCAGCCAUAGCCUUUUACAGUCAUGCUUAUUGCACUAUAAAGCAGAAGAAGGGAGAUUAUCUCACUAAGGCCAGAGAUGAUCUCAUGAAAGCACAGGAGUCUCUGAAGUACCUCACUGCGGACUGCAUCGCCUGCCUGCAGUUUGUAAAAAUGUCUUCUGCUGCCUCAGUCGAGAAUAACUCAUCCAGCCUUGAAAAGCAGUUAAGAAAUAAGUGCAGCAUGUUUGGUUGUUUUGAUAAAAACAUUAGUGAGGCUAUCAACAAGCUGGAUGAGAUAAACGGAAGAGGGAGGGACGCUGAAGCCAAAAAAGCACCCGUGUUCUCCCUGGUGUCGAGUGAUGAUGAAGAUCUCCAAGUGGAGGCCGAUAACCUGUACAGUCAAGGUCUGAAAUAUAUCUUUUCUGUGGAAGAAGAACCUCGUUUUCCAUGGGAGGCUUUACUGGUGUUCUGUCUUGGAGUUCUGCAGAUUAUUGGAGGGGCACUGCUCACUGCAUUUACAUGUGGAACAUUAGCUCAGGUCGGCAUGGGGUUGAUCACCGAAGGAAUAUCAGACUGCAUCUAUGGCAUCGAGUCCAUGGUGACAGGAGAAUUCAGUUGGAAAUCAUGGGCUAUAGAAAAAGCCAUUUCUAUUGGUGUAUCACUCAUUGGGUUUGGAGUUGGAAAGCUGAUUGCAAAGGGCUUCAAAACUUCUAAAGUGUUGAUUAAUAGAUUUGGCAAAGAACUGAAGUCGAUGCCACAGUUUCUCUCCAGAGAGGCUAAAGAUGGCCUUAGUGUCGUUGCGAAGACAAAUAUGAAGAAUGCAAUGAUGCACACUAAAAAACGAAUUGUAGAAGAAAUCAUUAUCUAUGGAUUUUCAAAGGCAGAAGAGGCAUUACUUACACAAAUAUUAGAUGGCAUUAAAAAUGACGUGAAAAACGGAAUUGCUGAUAGUGUGAAAUCCAGCAUGGACAAAGAGCCCUUGUCUGCAUUGGUAGACUCUGUUAUACUCUCAUACCUUCAUGGUAAAGAACAAUUUUAUUACCUCCUGCAGGACAAGAACAGAAAGAGCAAACUUCUGGACAUCUUUAAAGAGUUAAGCAAAACUGCAUUACAGCCAUUCUAUGCAGACCUCAGCUGGCAGAAUAAGCUAAACUCAUCCAUCUCUACAGUGAUUGACAGAGCUAAAUCAGAGACCUCAGGCAAAACCCGUGGAAUUCUGAUAGCCAUCCAGACUGUCCACAUGGUGUCACUGGCAGCAGAUGCCAUCAGUACAGUGGUCACACUCUCAGAAAAGUUUCUCUCAAACCUUCAGGAAGAGCUGAACAAAUUUAAAAAACAAAAAGGUUCUUCAGAGAAAGUGAAGCCAAAUGAGUUGUCUGCUUCAGAAGCUAAAAUGCUGACAGAAUUCAAAGAGGAUUUAGGCGACGCCAUCAGUGAAUUAUUAGCCGACGUUUUGGUAGAAGUGUUCCACCAGAAGUUCUCCAGUCACCUUGUUUCUCUUGUGCAAGGCGAAGUAAAUGGCAUCGUUGGCCAUUAUGUAAGAACAGGCUUAAAGACUGAUAGAACAGAGGAAAAACUCAGAGCUGGACAAAACAACAGAUACAUUGCAUAUAUGCCAGGAAACCCGAAUUCGAAACACAAGCUUGCAGGGGAGUCAGGUGAACGCUCACAGUCACACGCUGAAAAUAUCAGGAACCCCACAACGGCAGGUACCCUUCUCGACAUCAGAGUCCUGUCUGAAACCACCGGCACUAAGGUUGUCAUCCUAACACCAGACAGCCAUGGCAAGCUUACCAAAAUGCAGGAGCUGAACCCAAGUACUAAACCUGCCACUCAAACUGUGACACUGAUCUACAGACCAAAGAGUGCCCAGUUUCCGGAUGGUCAUUAUGAUGUGCGCGUCAAUAAUCAGACAGUGAGUGUAACCAACGAGGGCAAGAGCUGCCUGUUUCAUGCUUUAGCACGAGGCAUGAAGCCAUUGGCCAGUGAUAAAGAGAUCGCUUUAGAAGCAGACCGCCUCCGAUCUAUGGAGGCCAACACUCUCCUGAGUCACCCGGACCAAUGGGAGCCAUUCAUCAAGCGUAAAGAGUGGACUGAAGCAAUCAGAGGAGGGGAUUGGUACAUGGCAGAGGGAGCUGCACCAAAAAGAAAAUUUAAAGAAGUAAUGCUUGAGAAUGAGGUUGGAAAAAUAGUAUUAUACAAGGAUUGGAAAAAAUAUGCAAUUGAAAAUCCAGGUAUUGGACAAUACAUCAAUGCAGACCAUCAACCACCAGUGAGUAGUAUUUUGAAAGCUAGAAAAUUGAACCAGAAUAGCAAAUUAGCUGAAGCUAUGCUUGAAGUUGCAACAACCUCAUCUCCACUAAAUCCCAGUAAGAUUCCUAAUGUGGAAAAAUAUCAUGGCCUUUCUCUUCUAGUUGUUUAUGUGCCAAAAGAAGUACAUGAUGAGCUGCCAAGUACGAAGUUAAAAUCAUUCAGAAUAAAAUUAGCUCGUGCCAUAAGCAAGGAUAAUGUUGAGGAAACCUUCAAACUGACCAUCCUUGGUGGAAUGGUCCGAUUCCAGUUAAAUAGUGCCAUGAACUUCAAAGACUUCCAGAACACCCCACUGAGUAAAACCAGGCUUGACAUUUUUGAAGGCAGUUUUCAGGCACAUUCUCUAAAGUUGGUGAACACAUGGUUCAACCUGCUUCAAGGCAAGGGUGUCAUGACAGAUGCCCAUCUCAGCAAUCUUACGGCAUGGAUCAAAAAUGAGGGCUACAAGGAUCAAAACGAUCCACACAGGAACUUAGUCUCCGAUCUUUUAAGCAAGACAAGACAAAAGACACAGGAGCAGGCGUUGGGGCGAAAGAAACGGGGGAUAAUCAAACAAAAGAAACAAAUACCACAAAGGAACAGGAUCACAAGGGAUCCAACAAGGGAGGCUGGAAGCAGGGAUGGGAACAAGUAGAUCACUUACAUACAAACACCAUUAAAUUACAUAAACAUACCAACAUAAAGGUCAUAGACAAAACAGACGAAAGCUCACAUACCUGAAUAAUACAAGUUAAAAAGACAUGUAUGUACAUGCAGGGACGUAUUGACUUUAGGUGGGAUGGAUCUAUCAGGGUCAGACGUGUGACAUCACGCUGCAUUAUAGGGCGCAUUUUUAUGUAUGUCAGCUAUUGCCGAUACAAAUACAAUAUAUAAAGUGACAUUAAUCUUUCAAUUUUUAUUAACAUCCAUCUUCACUAAUAUGGCAGUUUAAAUCCAGCAACGUUCCACAUCAUGUAGACUGAAUUUGCAGGAAUUAUUAAAAUUACGCAGAAAUCGCAGGGUCCACUAACACUGUUCAUGACCUGAAUGAGUCUGAGUUUCUGGUAACUGAGUAACUUACUUUACCAACUUACUUUUUCCAAAUAAAUGCUCAUUUAUAAAACAGUGCGUAGGACUGUAUACGUGCACACAAAAGCCGAAAAUGGCAUGCGCAAAAAAAAAAGUCAGAUUUAUAAAACCUUGUGUAUACACACUUGCAAGCGAUAUUCUCUUUAUAAAUCACACUCCACAUGGAGGGUAUUCCUUUACCGUGGCUAAAGUGAAAUCCAGGGUUAUUAUGAUAAGUCUCGCUUACUUACAGUAUGUGCUGGAUCCAUCUCUGUGGCUAACAGUCUGUUCUAAAUAUCCAUGGUAACUUCCUACUCAGCUUAACACAGCGGCUAGAGAUCUUGGAGUCCUGGUUGAUUCACAUCUAUGUUUUGUUGCUCACAUAGGAAGUAUCACUAAAUGUGCAUCCUGCCAUCUUCAAAAGAUGCUCUCCUUUCAUGAUGCAAAAUAAGUAAUACAUGCCUUUAUAAGUCCUAGGCUGGACUACUGUAGUGCCCUCCUUUUUGGUUGUACAUCUGAAUCCUUAAAGAAAUUUCAGCUGGUAUAAAAUGUAGCAGCCACAGUAUUCACAAAAACUAAAAAAUUCGUCAUUUUAGCCUUGUUUUGUGCUCCCUUCACUGGUUUCCAGUUAAGUCACAGAUUGACCACAAAACACUGCUGAUAACUUAUAAAGCCCUGAAUGGCCUCGCAGCAGAAUAUUUUAAGAUUUACUAGUUUCUUAUAGUCCUCCUCACCUGCUUUGAUCUGAAGGAGCAGGGUAUCUAUUAGUACCUGGACUGAAACUACGGCAGACUGCAGAGCGUUCUCUUACUUAGCUCCUCAGCUGUGGAAUAGUCUUCCAGCAGAUGUGAAAGAUUCAGGCUCACUCUCGAUAUUCAUGUAUAGACUAAAAAUAUACCUGUUUAGUUUAGCUUAUAGGGACACUAGUUCUAGCUCUAGCUAACUGCUUACUCCCAGUCAGACCUAUAGUGUGAGGUGUAGAGCUGGGUGGGGAUCGGUGCCAUUGGCUUUGGAUAAACUGGACUGUCAGUGCUGUCACUCUGGCUUCACAAUCCCUUGUGGAACUGGAAUGCUGACAUUUCAGGGACUCCCCAUGCCUGCAUUCCCACUUGCCUCUCCCUCCUACUUAUGCUGCCAUAGCCUUACCUGCCAGAGCUAACUGUUUGCACUGCCUCUAGUCUCCCCUACUUUGGCUAACUGUACAUUUUAUGACCCCCCUACUCCCCCUGCGCUAUGCUGUCUGAAGACCCCAAAUUAUCAAGAUAUCCUGCCUGCUCUGCUGCCUGUGAUGCCUCCACUACCUGUGGCGUCUUUCUGGUCUGUGACGUUUCUCCUGUUUGCCCUGCUGCCAUCUGAAGCAGGAGCACCUACCUCCCCCAAUGGAUUUUUGUUCAUUUGACUCCCUCUGCUGCCCCCUGGAGGAUGGGCUCCCCCUAUGAUUCUGGUUCCUCCCAAGUUUUCUUCCUUCUAGGGAGUUUUUCCUCGCCACUAU
This is a messenger RNA of Brienomyrus brachyistius, 10286 nucleotides long. RefSeq lists its product as uncharacterized. Gene Ontology annotation, molecular function: ATP binding; ABC-type protein transporter activity. Gene Ontology annotation, biological process: protein import; protein targeting. Lineage: Eukaryota; Metazoa; Chordata; Actinopteri; Osteoglossiformes; Mormyridae. The coding region runs from base 288 to 8381 and encodes 2697 amino acids. The record is from RefSeq and is a predicted model, not a curated record. The transcript is spliced from 2 exons. Gene Ontology annotation, cellular component: membrane.